Spirodela intermedia is the source of this 9156-nucleotide messenger RNA. Lineage: Eukaryota; Viridiplantae; Streptophyta; Magnoliopsida; Alismatales; Araceae. The record is from the annotation of a GenBank genome assembly.
AUGGCGGAACCGGCAGGGCAGCCUCCUACCCAGGGUCAACGGCAGCAGGGGCAGGGAGGUAUCGGGCAGUCGCUGACGGGAAUCAUCCGUAUGGCAGUGUUCUGGUACUUCGCCAUGAAGUUUUUCUCUCCGAAAAAGCCCGUCGAGCCGUCACAGCUCAUCUCCAAUCUCUUCCAGAAGGGUGACCACCUGGUAAGUCGCACACUUGACGCGGACGCUAAGACGGUCAUGGCUUUCUUAACAGAUCUUAAGUUUCCCUUCAUCGAUGUCGUUGAUUUCUGGGGAUAAACUUAAGUGUAGCUUCAGGCGACCGAUUUCUUGCCUAGAAGCAUGUCUAGAAGAGGAUGUUAGUUAACUAAUCUUGUCGGAACGCCAAUCCAGAAAUCACAUGGCCACAGUUUGCCAUCAUAUAUGCAAUAACGUGGUCGUGACCGUAGCCAUCAACUAACUCCUCAAAUACCUUCUCCUUUCGACGAAACCUAAAUACUACAUCAGGUUUUACGUGAAUCCUAUUUAUUACUCCAAUAUUUUCAUAAAUCGUUCUACUAUAGCCCCAUCAAACAAUUGAAGUAGGCCUUAGGUGCCAUGCAGGCAAAUACAUAGAUGGCUAUGUCACUUUGAGGUUUUUAAGUUCGUUGUGAUUGACUUGACGUUGAGCUACCCUUAGUCUGGCUGUUAGCCAUUUCACAUGUUUAUUUGACUUUCGAAUGAUUCUAUGAGGUGCGUCUCUACACUAGAAGAUAUAAUUACUCUUUUGAUUUUUCAAAUAUUAAUGUUGUAGGAUUCACUUAGGUUCCUUUAACUCGCGAGUUUUGUUUAGGGAAUAUGUCUCUUAUAGAUUUUGUGAGAUGCAACUCAGUCAGAUAGGGAGGGGGAGAGUUCACUACGAUUAUUGUAGAGAUACCCAUCUCUAGAUUUUUGAAAGAGGAACACGUGAGGCCAUAUCAUUGUACCAUAUCAUUGUACUACAUAGGAAAUUUAAUGGUAUCACUAAGAUAUAGGUGCAGGGAUGGUGCUGGGUAAUCUUUUAAGUUAUGUGAAAGAUUCAACCAUAACCUUUUUUGAUGCAAUAAAGGAUUUGGGGUACACAGCUUUAGAGAGACAUGAAAUCAUACUGUCAUAGUAUGAUGGGAGGGUCAUGAAUGCAGUGAAAAUAGUAAAAAUGAGAUGUCCUUGGUGAAAGGUAUUCUUUUCUAUGAAGAUCACGGGAAAAUGGAAUUUCUUGUGGUUUUGAAGGCCUAUGGGUGGCGAAAUUUCCGUCCAAAUAAGUUUUUGAAUAAAAAAACGUGACAGGGAAGUGGAUCGUGAUGACUUACACCCCUUGGUGUGGGUUUGGAAGAGAAGGAUAACUCCAUUCUUCAAUGUGUGGUUCUCUCUUCAAUUUGUGUGUCGGCGAAGUUAAAAUGUGUCAUCACUGCCCUGGAGGUUAUUUAAUCUCACAACCUGGAUUGAUAUACAUUAGAAUGAAUACUGCAAGGUUAUAUCCAAGAGAGAAAUAACCAACAGUGAAUGGUCAUUGGCAUUGUCGAUAAAAUGAUGGAAGAAAUGUUAUCAAGAGCCAUAGGCUUUUCAAAUAAGCGAGCAAAUUUUCAAAUCACUGGAAUACAAUGCGAAGUCGGAUCUGCCAUGCCUUUGCAGAUAUCCUUUUGGAACUUCCGGUAAAACUGUCAUAAGUUCUGUAGGUUUGGAGAUAUAAAAUGUAAGUUCUGUCGUACUCUUCAAAUGAUUGGGUCUGUGUCACCCUUAGAGAGGUUUAGUUGCUUUGUUUUAAUUGUGAGUGCAUGUGGUUCUGUUUCCUCUUUCAGUCUCUUACUUGUGAUCUACAAUUUGGUGGCCAAUCAACCUCAAUGUUUCUUUUGCCUAUGCUUUUUUCUGCUAUGUCAACCGUCAAAUUCUUCAUAUGAAAAUUUAUGUUUGACUUGUUUUUCAUGAUUUCUUUUUGAUUUACUAGCAUUGAGUGUCUAUUUUCUCAUUAAGAACUACUGCUUGGACUUGGUUUACCAUUAUUUCUUGACCAGGAUAUGUGGGUUUAUCUCUCAGAGAGAGAGAAGUUCAACGACUUUAGUAAUGAAGACGCUCUUGUUUGGCACGAGUCCAACAUUCCAUAUGCAAUUUGGGGAUCAGCUAGUACAAGGUCGCGCUCUUUACAAUAUUAUCCGACAGAGGUACUACAGAACAUUUUUCCUGUUGUUUCUGCAUUAAAUGAGUUUUCGUACCACUAGAUGCAUUAUUUUUUCUGAAUUAUUUCAGGCGGUGAAACAUAAUGGCAGCCUUUAUGCCCACAUUUUUUUUGCACGAUCUGGUUACAGUCCAGAUCCUAGUGAUCCUGAGUACCAGCCACUCUAUGCAUUUGGGAGGUCCCACCGUAAGUCCACCAGGGAUUUCCAUGGUCUCAUACUUUUAGAUGUUGCAAAUCAUGUGCAUAAAAUCAUCACGUACUUAUAAACGUACUUUCAGCUGUUGUGACAUACUUGCCCAGAUCAAAAUCAGGAAAGAAGCGAAGUUUGCUGGGGAAUGCAAAAGUAUCUGAAGAGGAAUCAGUGUCAAAGGUUUGUUUUUUCAGUCUCCUGUUGAUUUCUACAAAUUUUCAAAAUCAUAUACUAGGAAUGUGUGAAUCUUCAUGUAUGCACUGACCUUUUAAAACCAAUUCAGUUCCCACAGGCAUGGUAAACUAUGAAAAGGGUAUAUAAGUGAUGCGAUGCAUGACUGCAACAAAAAUGGACGACUUUCGGAUUUAUUUAUUUUUUUGUGGGUCCCCUUUCUUACUUUUAUCCACUUAAUCCUAGCCUUGGUCUAUCAGUGACAGGAGAGUAAAAAAUGAAUUUGCAUUUACUUAAUUUUGACUUCAGUUAAGAAGGAGAUGAUCCCCUUUUUUGAAUGACUUCAUCAGAUGUAAGCAUUGUGUUUGUGUGGGUGGAGGAGGUCCAGGUUGUUUAUUCCAUGGAGGUUAAAGGCAAUGGCAGAAUUGGAAAUGCUGCCGGUAGUUAAGUUUUAUUUUUCUUGUUUGGCACAUCGGUGGUGCACAGUCUAUUAAUUCUCCUUUUCCUUCUCAUUUCGUUCUUUUACCUGAUGAGACAAACUGUGUCGUUGUUGCUGAAUUAUAAUUCAAUUCCCUUUUCUGCUUUGGAGAAUUAUGUUAUAACCCACAAGUUUUUCUUUUUCAUUGAACGUAUGUGUGAGGGGUGGCAUUGUGGGUCUUCUGUUUUCAAUAUUUGAUUGGUAACGUUCAAAUGUGAUCAUGUGGGUCAAUUGAUGGCCUUGUUUUUAUUUUACUGGUGUGUUACGAGUUACAGUGCUCUAUGUCGCUUGUGUACUGCCUUUGGAAGAAACGCAUGUGGAUAUAGAAGUUUGAACUGUUUGACAAAUAUGUUUUUCCCUGCCCUAGGCUUCGGUGUCAAUUUGUGUCACACCUUUAGUUUAAUAUUUGGGGAGAUAACUCAAAAGUUGACUUCAUGGCUUACUGUAGAAAAUAAAAGGGUUCUCUUUUUGGUGGUUGGAAUGGAGGGGGUGGUCGGGGAGGGGGAGAUGGAUGAUGUUGGAAUUUUUAAAGUUUUUAUUCUAUUUUUUUAAGCCUGCCUGCAUACCUUUUUUAUGGAUUGCCAUAUGAAUCAACUCGUCUUUUUGAAACUGGUGCUAAUUUAUUGCAGUUGAAAGUUGAGAACCAGGAUGCUACCAAUGACGAAGUUUUAGAAUGGGUUUCAUUUUGGAAACCUAAUGUUACAGUUAAUUUAGUCGAAGACUUUACAAGGUAUGCUAACCUUUGAUUCAGUGAAAUAUCAACCAACUAUCAUAAAAAACAAAGGCAUCUUAAUUAUUGAAACCACACAAGUUGAAUGAAAAAUGCUGUCUUAUGCGCAAUCAGUAAUAUGGUUUCCUUGGGUGUCAACUAGUAUCAUGGGUCUUCAAAAACCUUUUCACAUCCCACAGUACCAUAUAACACUUAUGGAGGCCCAUUCAGUCUCUCUAAUUGGUUGGAGGCCUUUCUGAAUUCUCAUAUUUCCUCUUGGGUCUGGGUGAACAGGUUCACAGUUAGAUAAGUUUAUGGACUUGAUGUAUGAUCUGUCUUCUUAUCAAAUUCUAGGAAUUAUUGUUUAUUCAUCUUGUUUCUGCUUGAACUUUCUCUUGUUUAAUGAAAAAAUGAGAUAUCUCUCGCUGCUAAAAUCAUUUCUUUAGACAAAUAAUAAUCUUAUUGCGCAAAAGUUACACUGAUUUCCAUCCCAUUUUGGCCAACAUAGCCAGAAAAGCGUUGUCUAAAUGUCCAAAAAUGUAGUUUUGUGUUGAAAAGUUUUUAUCCUUUUUACUAUGCUGCCAUUGUGCAAGAGUUCCUUUUCGUUUUUGUUUCCAAGGUUCUUGAACUUUUGUAGAUGUUGAAGAACUUUUACUUUCAUUCUUUUUCUCCCCAAUCUCAUUUUUGAUGAGGCACUAUAUUAUGAGAAAAAAUGAACUUGCAUCUCUAGACCGUGAGAGUACAGUGCCCAUAAGAACCCAUACACAUACAGUGUUUGUCUUUAGGAUCAGUAUCAAAUAUGACUUGUUAAUGGAGGUGGAGCUCUAUUGGAUAAUGGCUUGUAGUUUGCAUUAAUAAUAUAUUCAUUUGAGCGGUUGUUGGAAUAUAUAGCGGAAGGCUUUCUUUUUCACGGUCAUAUAUGGUCAUAAUCUUGGAUGUUGUAGAGUUGUGGCAAUUACUAUAAAUGAGGGAUUCAUUGCUACUGGUGGUACCAUAUGUACAUUAUCACUUGGACACCACAUGAUUUUAUCAGCAGUUAGGCAAAGACAUUCUGCUCUGAUAUAAGGAUAUUAUGCAUUAUGUGCUGCACCAGCAAAACCAUCUUUUUAGCUGCAUCCGAUGUUUGGGGAAAAAGCAUCAGCAGUAUUCAAGUCUUGGUUUGUAGAUAGGUUAUCCAUAUCAGAUAAAAUUAAAUGGUAGUGACUGAAAGCCGAAGCAUGAUUUCAAAUCAGCGUUGAUGCAGUUUAUAGUGCGUGGCAAAAAAAAUACGAGUCCCUCUUCCUAAGAAGACAAUGGUUCAUGCUUGAAAUGUUUGUAACCAUGUAAAAGUCCCACUGCAAACCCCAAAUUUGAAGUUUGGUUUAUGUGUGUCAACAUACAUGCACAUGCCCAUUUUAAAAAGUUAUAUGCAUGUUUGGAUAUUCUCUAUCUUUCAUCCGUGAAUAGCUUCUGUUUAGGUUCAAGAUUCGUGGUUAUCAACAAAAUGUGUUUCGUGUUUAUAUAGUGCUGGUAUUUUUUAUUCAUUGUCAUCAUCUAUACUGACCUAGUCCGUGGUCAAAAGCUUCUGAUCCCUUCUUUUAACAUCUGCAGGUAUCCCGGUAAUGCCAUUCCCCCAAAUAUUGCUGAUUGUAUCCUACAAUUUAGUAUUUUGUGUCUAAAUUAUCCCUGGAGAUUUCCCAUGUCUAACUUCUGUAAUUCUUUUAUCCUGAAGUUAUCAAAAUUGAGGUAUUUUUUAUUCAUAUUUAAUUUUUCAUUUAUUAUAAAUGGAUUGUGUAUUGUUUUAUGAGUAUUUUGUUACAUUUUCAUCUUUUUUCUUGUUUCUGCUUUUCUGAUCCCUUCUGUAAGAUUCAGUGUGAAAGGAUUAUUUUCCAAAAAUUUCAAGUAAGCUUAUUUGAUUUUUAUUAACAAACCAGAUUUGAACAUGGAAGUGGAAUCCCUGCUUGAUUGAAUAUUUGGAUCAUCAUUUUUGAAAGCUAGAAAACUUAAAAAAUCUCAAAGUCACUCAGUAGCUUAUCCACUUAGAAUAUUCUGUUCAACUCAAAUGGUUCUCUGCUCUUGCACCCCCCUUGAUGGUAGAUGAUCUGUGUUCAUUUCUGAUGUUACGAGUCAAUGGAACUAGAUUGUUAUGUUUACCCAAAAGUGUUGAUUUUUUGCGUUCAUUUAUUUUGUAUUGGUUAGUCUAGAUCAUGAUCACGACUAAAGAACUGCUGGCAAACGUAUGAUAUGGUCAAUAAAUGGAUUUCCUAUUGUGGCUUGGAAGAUUUGUGUGAUCGUUAAAUUCUUUAUUUUACUUAUGGUAGGUUUAUUCCUCAAUGACAUUUUGGUAUGCGUAUAUCUAACACUGUAUUCGAGUAGUAUUUUCCUUGACUCUAAACUUCUAGCCUUGAACGUGGAACCCACAACUGGGAACUAUUAUCCAACAGUCUACUUCAACGAGUUUUGGCUUCUUAGAGACAAACUCAUGCCACUUAAUGAGACUGUCACAGAACUGCCUCUUUAUCUGGAAGUUGGUCCCAUCAGCAUUACCAAGUGGCAGUUGUUCCUUCAGAUGGAUCAGUCGUUCCAGAUCCAUCGUAGCUAUGGUAGCAUGCUCGAGGGUGAGGCGGACGAGCUUAAGGUGAUUGACUACACAAGGAUUAUCUUGGUGUUACCACUUCUGCAUUGUGCAACAUAAAUAAGAUUUUUUGCCAAUUUGCGAGUGAUUUAUAUGAUUUUGGUCUCUCUUUGGCUGCCUGGGAAUCGUUGAUGAUGAUUCUAUCAUCGAUGUUAAACUGUCAGGCUUAAAGGUCUCAAUAUCUGGUAGAAAUGCAUUAUAUCCCUUAACAUUGUCGUUUUUGGGAGGUCUCCAUCGUUGUAAUCUUUUUUUGUGGGAGGGGCGAUGAGGGUUCAACAGAAGGAUCAUUCUGAGUACCAGAUUUCCCCCCCCCCCCCCCCCCCCCUCUCCUUUCAUUCAUCAUCACAAUGGUGCCAUGGAAAGUAUGUCAUGGCAUAGAAGAGCGUAUGAUUAUAUUUUAAGGAGAGGAUUCGGCGUGUCUGCAUUUUCAAUAUCUGCCGCAUCCUGAGAGAUUUUUUCAUGCUAUGCUGGUUCUCUAACCCUUUUUUCCCUGGAAUUGGACAUUUUUUGCUUCAGCCGAUUUCACUAUGAUUUUGAUAUUCAGAAUAUAGGGGUCAUGUUUUUACCUCCUUUAGGUAACUGAUUAAACAUGGUGUCCACUUUUUUAAGUUCUCAAACGCGUUGAAAAACUUGAUUUAGCCUGUCUUCUACUUUUUCAUAUGCUGCAUGAUUGGAAUGUUGUAUAUUUAUUUUAAUGCUAUUAUGUUAGUUUCUUCAUGCCAUAACUGAUGCAUCUUACCAUAAAGUGGGAACAAAAACUAUGAGUUCCCUGCACAGUUUAGGGAACUGCGUGUGAUGACUAUGUGCAACACCUAUUUUAGUUUGCAGGCUUGAGCAUGUGAUUUGUUCUCUCAUCUCCUUUUUCCAUGAUUACUUCUGUCUCAGAGGGUAUUUUUGGAAGGCAAUCCGUAUCUCCUUGGGGUGACAAUGAUUGUAUCCUUGCUUCAUUCAGUUUUUGAUUUCUUGGCUUUUAAAAACGGUACAGACUUUUUCCCAAUGUUGUUUAGACCCCAGAUUUGGACUAGUCAAACAUGGUUUACAUCUUUACUAAUGUGCUAUUUGUGUUUCUUCUUUUCGUUUGUAGAUAUUCAGUUCUGGAAUAAGAACAAGUCCAUGGAGGGGCUGUCUGCAAAAUCCGUCGUUGUCAGCUUUAUCUGUCAGCUGAUUGUUUUCCUCUAUCUCCUGGACAAUGAUACCUCAUGGAUGAUUCUUGCUAGUUCAGGUGUUGGCUGCUGCAUUGAAUUCUGGAAGAUUGGAAAAGCUAUGCACAUUGAGGUAACAACGAAUCUAUUGUGCCUCUUGUGCUUAAUUGCGUAUGAGCAAGACUUGUAGUAUGGGAAAUAUACUUUUGAACUUUGAUUUAAAUGUUGGGCCUCUGUGCUGGUUAAUAGAAUUUUAAGUCGUGUUUCAAGUCGAUGGAAUAAAAGGUGUCUCCAGAUUAGGAGUCUAAGCCUUAGAAUCUUCCAUGUCCUGAAUGCUCCGUAGCUUGUUGCAUGCUAUGAAGGAUCUGGGAAGCUCAAGACUGGUCAGAUUUGUGGUUUUUUUUUUAUAAAGCUGAAGGGAAAAUGACUGAAAAAUUAAAAAAAUAAAGUCGUAUUUUCUUCCUUGGUUCAUCUCUAUGCGUUUCGUAAUUAUCUGUGUUUUUUUAUAGAUUGACAGAAGUGGGAGAAUCCCCAUGCUGAGAUUUCGGGAUCGUGAGACAUACUCUGGGAACAAAACUAAGGAGUAUGAUGACCUCGCGAUGAAGUAUCUAUCCUACGUUCUUUUAGUCCUAGCUGCUGGUUCGUCUGUGUACUCUCUCAUGUAUGAACAGCACAAGAGCUGGUAUUCGUGGAUACUUGGCUCCCUGACGAGCUGCGUCUACAUGUUCGGUAUGUACACAUUCCUCUUCGGUUUUAAUAAUUAUGGAUGACCUGUUUUGCGAUUCAUAGAUUAUUCAUUUGCUUGAUUACCCUACAUCACCAUCAUCAUGAUCCCUGCCAUGGAGUAUUGAUUUGAGAAGAAUUUCAUACGCAUUAAUUUAAAUAAUAAUAAUAAUAUUAAAAAAAAACUAGUCGUUCAGAAAACCUCCAACAAUCUGCCAUUUUUACCCCGAAAGCAUUUAAUUUAAAGAAAGGAAGUUUUUUUUUUGGCUGGAUACACGACUUUAAUGGGUAAUUUGUAAAAUCAUACCCAUUUAAUUUUCCCUUUGUUGGCGUGAUAACUUUCUUUAUAAUUGAUACAGAAGUAAUGGGCAGAAGGCGACUCAUCCUCUGCGCUCUAUCUUCUGAUCAUCCUCUCGAAACCCUGUCGCACAGUUUCUUGCCUGAUUUGUGCUGAUCCUCCGAGCAUGCCGCCUCCUUCAUCGCAGUUCUAGCCAACCAUUUUUUUAUCUUUUCCUGGGCAGGUUUCAUCAUGAUGUGCCCACAACUGUUCAUCAACUACAAGCUCAAGUCGGUCGCCCAUCUUCCUUGGAGGCAAAUGACGUACAAGUUCCUCAACACGAUCGUCGACGACCUGUUCGCGUUCGUCAUCAAGAUGCCAAUCCUGCACCGCCUCUCUGUUUUCCGCGACGGUGAGCUUCAGAUCGAAACCCUGCUUCGGUUAUCAGUUUACGAAGCGAAGGGCAUUAUCUAUAGACUGACGGCGUUCUCGGCGGCGUGAUGCAGAUGUUAUUUUCCUGAUAUAUUUAUAUCAGAGGUGGAUCUACCCGGUUGAUAAGAGGCGUGUGAAUGAGUUCGGUUUCGGAGGUGAAGACGAGGACAGGGCUCUGGCCGCCGGUGAUGCCGGAGCGGCCUCCGCUGCCGUGGGGGGAGAAGACAAGAAGACCAAGUGA